UGACAAGUGGAUCCAAGAUGGCGUAGAAAGUAAUGACAGGAAUUGGAUGAAGUAAUUGGUCACUCAUGAACUACAGUGCUGGUGAGAUGUGUAAGAAAUUAUAAAGAGCUCUGAUGGGCUAUUUGGGUGAUACCCAGUGCAGUGAACUGCAGGAGUUUUAUUCCUGAGUCAUGGAAGACAGAAGAGCUGAAAAGUCAUGUGAACAAGCGUGCGAGUCACUGAAGAGGCAGGACUAUGACAUGGCUCUCAAGCACUGCACAGAAGCCCUUCUUUCUCUCGGCCAGUGCCCCAUGGCAGAGAUCACAGGGCCGUGCCCAUUGGAGCUGGAACGCAUCAAAAUCGAGAGUCUUCUUUACAGAAUCGCCUCAUUUUUGCAGCUGAAAAACUAUGGGCAAGCUGAUGAAGAUUGUAGACAUGUGUUGGGAGAAGGACUGGCCAAGGGAGAGGGUGCCUUUCGGGCAGUGCUGUGCUGCAUGCAGCUGAAAGGAAAGCUCCAACCUGUGUCCUCCAUCCUUACCAAGUCACUGACCGGAGAGUCCCUGAAUGGGAUGGUAACAAAAGAUUUAACAAGACUGAAAACACUUCUCACAGAAACAGAGACUGCGACUAGUAAUGUCCUCUCUGGACAUCAAGUGGAAGAGUUAGACGAGGGGUCUUGUAAUGGUUGGCAUUUCCGCCCACCACCUAGGGGAAUCACAAGCAGCGAGGAAUAUACUUUGUGUAAAAGAUUUUUAGAGCAAGGAAUCUGUAGGUAUGGUGCACAGUGUACUUCAGCACAUUCCCAGGAAGAACUAGCAGAAUGGCAGAAAAGAUACGCUUCACGGUUGAUAAAACUGAAACAGCAAAACGAGAAUAAACAGCUCUCAGGCAGUUAUAUGGAAACCUUGAUAGAAAAGUGGAUGAAUUCUUUAUCUCCUGAGAAAGUGCUUAGUGAAUGUGUGGAAGGAGUAAAGGUGGAGCAUCAUCCUGACCUGUCCAUUAUUGUCAACACCAAAAAAUCUCACCACAUGUGGACCUUUGCUCUCACUUGUAAGCCUGCAAGAAUGCUGUAUCGUGUAGCAUUGCUUUAUGAUGCUCAUCGUCCUCAUUUUAGUAUCUUUGCAAUAUCUGCCGGAGACAGUACUACCCAGGUAUCACAAGAAGUCCCAGAAAACUGUCAAGAAUGGAUAGGAGGAAAGAUGGCCCAAAAUGGAUUAGAUCAUUACGUAUAUAAAGUCGGGAUAGCAUUUAACACAGAAAUAUUUGGAACUUUUCGCCAAACCAUAGUUUUCGACUUUGGAUUGGAACCAGUACUCAUGCAAAGAGUAAUGAUUGAUGCAGCUUCUACAGAAGAUCUUGAAUACCUGAUGCAUGCAAAACAACAGCUAGUAACCACAGCUAAGCGGUGGGAUUCUUCUUCUAAGACUGUUAUAGAUUUUGAACCUAAUGAAACUACUGAUUUGGAGAAGAGCCUUCUUAUCAGAUACCAAAUUCCUCUUUCUGCUGACCAGCUAUUUACCCAGUCUGUUUUAGACAAAUCAUUGACCAAGACCAACUAUCAGUCUCGGUUGCAUGACCUUCUUUAUAUCGAGGAGAUAGCCCAGUAUAAAGAAGUCAGCAAGUUCAACCUUAAAGUGCAAUUGCAGAUUCUAGCAAGCUUCAUGCUCACUGGAGUUUCUGGGGGUGCAAAGUAUGCCCAGAAUGGGCAACUUUUUGGUCGUUUCAAGCUUACUGAAACACUUUCUGAAGAUACUUUGGCUGGACGACUGGUGAUGACCAAAGUCAAUGCUGUUUAUUUAUUACCAGUCCCUAAAGAAAAGCUAGUACAGACCCAGGGAACCAAAGAGAAGGUUUAUGAAGCUACUAUUGAAGAAAAAACAAAAGAAUAUAUAUUUUUAAGGAUAUCCAGGGAAUGCUGUGAAGAGCUUAAUCUUCGGCCUGACUGUGACACACAGGUUGAACUUCAGUUUCAAUUAAAUCGAUUACCCCUCUGUGAAAUGCAUUAUGCACUAGACAGGAUCAAGGACAAUGGUGUUUUGUUUCCAGACAUCAGUAUGACUCCCACCAUACCUUGGAGUCCCAACAGGCAAUGGGAUGAGCAGUUAGAUCCUCGGCUAAAUGCGAAGCAGAAAGAAGCUGUCCUGGCCAUUACUACCCCACUUUCCAUCCAGCUGCCGCCUGUCCUUAUCAUUGGGCCUUAUGGGACAGGCAAGACCUUCACUCUUGCUCAGGCUGUCAAGCACAUACUGCAGCAGCAGGAGACUAGCAGGAUUCUCAUUUGCACCCAUUCUAAUAGUGCUGCUGAUCUCUACAUAAAGGAUUAUUUACAUCCAUAUGUAGAAGCAGGCAAUCCCCAGGCAAGACCUCUCAGGGUAUACUUCCGAAAUCGCUGGGUAAAGACUGUCCACCCAGUUGUGCAUCAGUACUGUUUGAUCUCAAGCGCACAUUCCACCUUUCAGAUGCCCCAGAAAGAAGACAUUCUUAAACAUCGAGUGGUGGUGGUUACGUUGAACACUUCCCAGUACCUCUGUCAGCUGGACCUUGAACCUGGGUUUUUUACACACAUUCUGUUAGAUGAAGCUGCCCAAGCCAUGGAGUGUGAGACCAUUAUGCCUCUAGCAUUAGCAACUAAAAAUACUCGGAUUGUUUUGGCUGGUGAUCACAUGCAGCUCAGUCCUUUUGUUUACAGCGAAUUUGCCAGGGAAAGAAACCUUCAUGUUUCAUUACUUGAUCGACUUUAUGAGCAUUACCCUGCAGAGUUUCCAUGCAGGAUCCUCCUGUGUGAGAACUACCGCUCCCAUGAAGCUAUCAUCAAUUAUACCUCUGAGCUUUUCUAUGAGGGUAAACUAAUGGCCAGUGGAAAGCAACCAGCACACAAGGAUUUCUAUCCACUAACUUUCUUUACAGCACGAGGGGAAGAUGUGCAAGAAAAAAAUAGCACAGCUUUUUAUAACAAUGCAGAGGUAUUUGAAGUGGUGGAGCGUGUCGAAGAGUUAAGAAGGAAGUGGCCAGUUGCGUGGGGGAAGUUAGAUGAUGGCAGUAUUGGUGUGGUAACUCCGUAUGCUGAUCAAGUAUUUAGGAUCCGUGCUGAGCUUCGAAAAAAGAGAUUAUCUGAUGUUAAUGUAGAACGGGUGCUAAAUGUUCAAGGAAAGCAGUUCCGAGUUUUGUUUCUUAGCACGGUUCGUACAAGACAUACUUGUAAACAUAAACAGACACCAAUUAAAAAGAAAGAGCAACUUCUGGAAGAUUCCACAGAGGAUUUAGAUUAUGGUUUUUUAUCUAAUUAUAAACUUCUCAAUACUGCCAUCACAAGAGCACAGUCCCUGGUGGCUGUGGUGGGUGAUCCCAUUGCUCUGUGCUCUAUUGGGAGAUGCAGGAAGUUUUGGGAGCGGUUUAUUGCUCUGUGUCAUGAAAAUCACAGCCUACAUGGGAUCACAUUUGAGCAGAUCAAGGCUCAGUUAGAGGCUUUAGAACUAAAGAAGACUUAUGUGUUGAAUCCACUGGCUCCUGAAUUUAUCCCCCGGGCUCUAAGGCUACAACAUUCAGGAAAUAGCAACAGGCAGCAGCAAUCACCACCCAAG
Molecule: messenger RNA, 3560 nt
Organism: Castor canadensis (American beaver)
Lineage: Eukaryota; Metazoa; Chordata; Mammalia; Rodentia; Castoridae
Source: RefSeq, a predicted model, not a curated record